UCCUCCGCGCCCUCCUCCGCGCCCUCCCCGCGGGCCUCCGGCUCGGAGGGCAGCGUCCCGCCGCCCAGAUGCAGUUUCGCCUCUUCUCCUUUGCCCUGGUCAUCCUCAACUGCAUGGAUUACGGCCACUGCCAAGCCGGCCGGGGCAGACGCACCAAGAGAGCUACCUAUGGCGCAAACCCAAUUUGCAAAGGCUGUUUGUCUUGUUCAAAGGACAACGGUUGCAGCCGAUGCCAACAGAAGUUGUUCUUCUUUCUCCGAAGAGAAGGGAUGAGGCAGUAUGGAGAGUGUUUGCAUUCCUGCCCAUUAGGGUACUAUGGACUACGGUCUCCAGACAUGAACAGAUGUGCAAGAUGCAGAAUAGAAAACUGUGACUCUUGUUUCAGCAGAGAUUUUUGUACCAAGUGCAAAGCUGAUUCUUUCUUGCAUAGAGGCCGUUGCUUUGAUGAAUGUCCUGAUGGUUUUGCACCACUGGAGGAAACCAUGGAAUGUGUGGAGGGAUGUGAAGUCGGUCCUUGGAGUGAAUGGGGAGUUUGCAGCAGAAAUAAUCGAACAUGUGGGUUUAAAUGGGGCCUGGAGACAAGAACACGGCAAAUUGUUAAGAAACCAGCAAAGGACACAAUACCAUGCCCGACCAUUGCCGAAUCCAGGAGAUGUAAAAUGGCUCUGAGGCAUUGUCCAGGAGGGAAGAGAACAUCAAAAACAAAGGACAAGAAAAACAAGAAGAAGAAAAGAAAGUUAAUAGAAAGGGUCCAGGAGCAACACAGUGUCUUCCUAGCUACAGAUAGGGUUAAUCAGUAAAAGCCCAUUCCUUUAAUUGGUCCUUUUUGUUGUUGUUGUUUUGCAAAAGUGCACAAAGCUGCUAUGCGCUCCUGCACACUGAUGCACUGCAGUUCCCUGCUUUGACAGUAUUGGUUGCAAAUAACUUGUGAAAGAAGGGUCCAUAAGUGUGUUUGGGUGUUAUUUAUAAUUUUUCCUCAAAACUGCGAGGGCAGGAAUGCACUGAGUUGAAUCAGUGGAAGAAGUGCAGAACCACGUUUGUGACUAUUCAGUGCCUGUCAUGAAACAGCUAAUGUGUCAGCAUGGAAAUGCAGUGGGCAGUGAGGCUGCAGAACACCAUUAAAGAAUGGACUUGUGCAUAUUUAUGUAAAAGAAGAUAUUUGGAGGUAGAACUACUAUUUAGUUAUGGUCUUUGUUUCUCAUAAUGUGUAUUUUCAAGAACAAAUGUAUGGAUAUCUGCAUAGUGUUAACAUGUUUUCAGCAUCCGUUACCUUGAACCAGUUGUAUAGUAAAAACUGCUUUAAGCUGAUAACAUACUAGAGGAAUUACUGCUCCGUUUCAUGGCAGUUCCAUGUGUACAUAUUAUGCUGAGUCUACAUAAACAUAUUUACUGUAUAUUUAUGCUUUCUUAUGUAUAACAGAUUAUACAUGGUUAAUGUCAAAGUCACUUUUUGAUCUUAGUGUUUCCUAAACAUUGUCCAGUAAACCCAUACUAUUAGUGGCUUCUGAGGAUUUUUUUGCCCUGAAUUUUUUGUUGUCGUUGGGCUUACUUUCUCACUGUAAGGAAUUUUCACAAAUGAUAAAGUACCAUUCACCCUCAUAUUGAGCACUGUCAGUGGUUUUGAAUAGACAAGCACAAUUUACCCCUCCAUCCUCCUGCCAGCCACCCUCACCCACCUCCCAGACUCAAACUGGAAUCACUAAGGCAUUGCAUUCGAGAAAGAGAGCAGAAACCUUGGUGGUGGUGUUUCUUCAGCUAGGAAACCUGCCUUCACAUUUGAGAUGGGUUUUUCUUUAUUAAAGACAAAUGAUGAUUAUUCCACUUGGAGUUUGGGUAAUUAGCUCCUCAGAUGCUGUUACUGGUAAACAGAAGUUAAUCUCCACAGAGCCUGGAGAAAACCUUUAGCUCUAUCUUAGCCUUAGUGUUGACUCUCUCCACCUGUCCUCAAGUCCCAGCUUCACCAGUUCAGCAAAGCCUCUGGGUGUUUGAAGGCUUUGGUCCUUAAUGGAACUGGACCCCAUUGGAGCAAUUUUCAUUAGGCCAGGGCCACUGGACAAGGACCGUGAGCGGCAUUUGAGGGGAAACCGCUACUCAAUUCCUGACACUGCUGGUCAGGUCAUGAAUCCUAGCCUGUUUCCCUGUCCCCAGUGAUCCUGGGUAGAGUCUUCCUGCUCCAAAGACUGGGGGGAAACUGUGUUGCCUCCACCAGACAUAUUUCCCAAGGGAACUAGGAUGCCUCAAAUAUUGGAAGCUACCUUAGGAAAGUUUACACUGAUAAAGUUGUUUGCAAUCACCAGUAGACAUUAUCCUGCACCCAGUGAUUAGGAGAAAGGUUCUUCUAGAUGGCACGUUUGCAAAUAUCAGGGGGUUUAGAACAAAAACACAAAGGAAGGGGUAAACCACCUGUUAACCUUAUUUUGGCAAACUAUCUCUUUAGAAAUUUUUUAGAUCUUGUUUUUGUGGGUUUACUGUUUGCCAACUGAGAGAAGUAUCUUAUCACUAAAUAUCAGUAGCAUAUCCAUCUUUAAAUAUCAAGAAAUAUUAUCGCUAUGAGAUGUCUUAUAGGAAUGUUAUAUGAAACUCUGGGAUUUUUAUCAAAUCCUGAAGUUAUCUCCUCAUUUCACUUUCUAUUGAUAUGCUCCUAUUUAGAGAAAGGGAAGGAAAACAACCAUGUCCAGUGCUUUGUUGUUAGAGACCAAUACAAAUACGAUUGUUCUGUUUCCGGGAUGUUAUUUCAUGCAUUAAAUAGAUCACUUCAAAAACAUUUAACAUUGUGAAAACUGAUCCUUUUUUAAGUAUAUUUGUUUAGA
Molecule: messenger RNA, 2810 nt
Organism: Tachyglossus aculeatus (Australian echidna)
Lineage: Eukaryota; Metazoa; Chordata; Mammalia; Monotremata; Tachyglossidae
Gene: RSPO2
Product: R-spondin 2
Exons: 5
Coding region: 69-800 (243 amino acids)
Source: RefSeq, a predicted model, not a curated record